Messenger RNA from Protobothrops mucrosquamatus (brown spotted pit viper), 1062 nucleotides. Its product is annotated as E3 ubiquitin-protein ligase RNF167-like. Gene Ontology annotation, cellular component: nucleoplasm; cytoplasm. The transcript has a single exon. Bases 1 to 1062 code for a protein of 353 amino acids. The record is from RefSeq and is a predicted model, not a curated record. Lineage: Eukaryota; Metazoa; Chordata; Lepidosauria; Squamata; Viperidae.
AUGAGAUUUCCAUUUUCACCCUCUUGGCACCUGGUUACUCUGCUCUCAAUUCUCCAACUUGUCACCGUCAAGGCCUUCAGCCAUGCCACUUGCAACCAUAACGCCACCUCGCUCGAUCUUGGGGUUCUACCAGCUUUCUUUCAGCCCCUGCUCCCUCCCGAAGGACUCCUGGGCCUUUGGGUGAAGGUGAAGCCCUUGAACUCCUGUCAUCACGUCCAAGGGCCAGCACCAUCCUCCUCCGUCUUCGUGGUCCUCUUCCACCAGCACAACUGCUCCUUCUCCAAGAAGAUCCUUCACGCCCAACAAGUUGGCUCCCACGCCGCCGUUGUGCACAACGUGAGUUCCCAAAUGCUGGUGAACGUGGUGAGCGCGCCGGGCACCAAGUGGCACCUUCACAUCCCCGCCGUGUUCUCCGCAGAAGAGACAGCAAAGAUCCUCAAACAUCUGCACCGCUCGGGACGAUCCAUGGUCGCCAUCCCGAUGCGUGAACAUUUUCAUUUCGCCUGGAAAGUGGCUUCUGGGAAUUCCCGUCUUGAGGUCAGAAAUUCCUGCCGAUGUCUCCUGAAGCCGGCCGGCUUUUGUUGCCAGAUUGCCAUGUUCUACACCUGUUGGAUCGUCUGCCUUACCGUGUCGGCCACUUUUGUUGCCAUGAUGCUGACGGAGCACUAUCUAUCCCAGAGCAAGAGAAAGAGAAGUAGGAGGAGCUGCCUUCUCCAAGAACCUGAGAAGGAAUCUGUCCGUGUUUCGUUGACUGGCUCCAAAUACCAGGAAUGUGCCAUUUGCUUGGAUCGGUACCUGCAGUACGAUGGUGUGAAGGUGCUCUCGUGUUCCCACGCCUUUCACAGCAGAUGCAUUGACCUCUGGCACAUCACCCAAGCCAGAAACAAAACCUGUCCUCUCUGCAUGCAGAAAGUGAUGGUGGUCACCCAUCUGAUGGCGAUGAGGUUGUGGCAACAGGAGAAAUCAGUGGGACGUUGCGAGCUGACCGAGAACAAGCCGUAUCCAACCUGCAACCACGUUCCCUGUUGGCAGAAACACGUCGCUCCCGUCGCUGAAAAUUAA